AUGCAGUCGAGUGUUGAAAAGUUGAGUAUUCAUGAAAUAAUUAAAAUAAUUAAAAAACAAUUUCUCAUUCAACAACAGUCACUUAAUACUUCAAUUGAACAGAUCACUCAAUGGUUAUUAUGUUUAAACUAUAGUUUAGAACAAAUGAAGUAUCUAAAUGAUAUUGACGAUGAUACAAUUCAAUUGAAAGAACUAAAAAUGAUUCCGAUAGAAAAUCAAACUGAACUCGUAUCAACUAACGAAAUGAUUAUAUUUUUUCCUGACAUAACACAAACUGAGUUUAGACAUGUUGAUCAAAAGUUAAUUAAAUUAUUAAAUGAUCUACCUACAGUAAAAGUGGAACUAUUUCAUUACAUUGAACAAAACUAUCCUGAUCGUUUACAAGACAUAAAAGAAUUACUGAAAAAAUUUGGCAUCAUAGAAAAACGUUAUGAUGAAGUUUAUCGUUUAUCAAUUAAACCCGUUUUUGAAAACGAAACCAUGUGGAAAGCAAAAGAUAGUGAAGUAUUGAUAAUGUAUUUAGUGUAUGUAUACGAACAUAUUCAUCAAAAAGGAUAUCCACAUGAAAAUGAUUUUGAUAUCGAUGAUUUUAAAAAUAUCGUACAAAUUAAAUGCCGAAACAAUGAAUUUUAUAAUCCAAUGAAAACAACAAUUCAUUUAUUGACAACCGAUGAUUUUAACGAUGGAAUCAGAAGACUAUUAAAACCUACAAAUUGUGUAUUUAUGUCGGAUGAGUAUUCGAAUUAUAUAAAAAAAGACGAAAAAGACGAAAAAAAUCAAUGGUAUAUGUUUCUUGAGCGAUUGGAUCAAUUACGUGAAACACCAUGGGAACAUUAUGAAGAAGAACUUCGUGAAGACUAUUCAAACACCAAAGGAUAUGUAAUCCAUGAUUUUACAUGUCCUGAAUUUAUUGAAAUAUUUGAAUAUAUAAAUGAUGGGUCAUAUACGGCACUAUCAAGCAUUGAUAUACGUCAUAUGAAUGAAAAUGAUAACAAACAAAGAAUAAAUGUUCUCUUAGAUAAUCCACCUCGAUUACUUCUUCGGCGAACAUUUAUUGAAAGCAUAUCAACAAUGAAUCGUUUAUAUCAUUUUCUCCACCAUGAAUUGAGCAAUGAUAAACGAUACAUGAAAUGGCCACUUGUUUUCUUGCCAGAUUCACCUAUAUCAAAAAACACUGAUUUAUGUAUUGGUCAAUUUUUGUUUAUUAAUGAAGUAGCGUGGGACGAUCCAACGCAUUUAUUGCCUGAACAUAAUUUUAUUAAGUCAUUAUAUCCAGAUUUGGAAAACUUUUUCAAACAUGUAUUACAAAUACCAUCGACACCAAAUGCAAAAUGCUACUUAGAAUUACUGGAAAAGUAUUCAAAAGAAAACAUAACUGAUCAGCAAACAGAAAAUAUAUGGAAAAUAUUCGACAACUUAAAUGAUGAAGAUAAUGAUAGCAUUAUUAAAUUAUUUCGAUAUCGUUAUCUUAUACCAAGUAUGACAGAAUUCGGAUGGAUAAAACUUGAUGAUGAGCCAUAUAUUCCCGAUGACAAAAUUGUGGCACAAUUAUUUGAAUCAGAACGAUUGCCAAUAAUUAAAUUACCUGAAUACGGUUUAACGACAAAUGGACGAAAAUUUCUUGAUAAACUUCAAUGCAAAAAUUUCUCUGAAGUAUUAAUAUCAAAUGUAAAUAUUACAAAUGAAAAAUUAUCCGAUGAUUUAAGACAAUUUUAUAUAAAAACUUUACCAUUUAUUUCCAAUUAUUUAUACAAUCAGACAGAUAUGUUUGACGAAUCAUAUGACAAACGAAAAUUAAAUGAAAUAUUUUCGCAUAUGAAAUUUUUCAAUGUUAAUAGUAUUCAAGUGACAUAUAGAUACAAACAAAUAUCAUUUGAUCAUGAUUAUGAUUGCUAUCUUGACAAAAAGUCUAAAAAGUUCUAUUUAUUAAACACACAACGUUAUUCUCAAAGCAUUGAUACAAUGAUACAAUUUAUUAUUGAUGAUACUGUUGCAGAAUGUCAUUAUAAACGUAAUAAACUGGAUAAAUAUUAUAAAAAGUUAUUAAUAGCUUACUCAAGAAACCAAUUAGAACAAUAUAUGAUCGAUGAUCAUGAUUCAUCAAAACCAAUUUGGAUAAUAGAUAUCGACAAUAGUGAUGAAAGCGACGACAGUGAAGAUGAAACUAAUCUAGUAGAAAAUAUCAAUAAUCAAGAUUCAGACGAGAAGAUCGUUUCUAAUUCAGCACUAGCUGAUAAAAUACUUAAUGAAGAAAAAAUUUUAAUUCCAAAAUCGAAGUCAAAGCAGAAAAGAACCUAUCAACAAUAUGAUACGAAUGUUUCUAAUUCGAAUACCGAUAUCAGCGAUAAAGCAAGCAAGUCCAUAGAGGAUAGUAACACUAGCAACGAUGAUCAGUCGACAAAUAAUCGAGAAAACGAAGGUCAUCGAAAAGAAAAUGUAUCGAUCAAAUGGCUAAAUGAAAAUGAUGAAACAGGAUUACCUUACGAUAUUGAAAUUAAUUUUAUUGACAACUCUCAAGAUACUCAACGAAUUGAGGUUAAAACAACUUCAAAACAUAUUGAUAAUUAUCAGUUUUCAAUAUCAAUACAAGAAGUUCAAGCGAUGCUACGAUAUCCUAAUACUUACUACAUAUAUCGAGUCAAUUUGAAUAAUCGGUCGUUGACAAUUAUAGAUAAUAUAACACAGAAUUUAACCGACAAACGACAACUACAAUUACAAAUGAAUGUUUUAACAUUCGUUAAUUUAAAUGAAAAGUAG
Molecule: messenger RNA, 2757 nt
Organism: Rotaria sordida
Lineage: Eukaryota; Metazoa; Rotifera; Eurotatoria; Philodinida; Philodinidae
Source: the annotation of a GenBank genome assembly